Episyrphus balteatus (marmalade hoverfly) is the source of this 5057-nucleotide messenger RNA. RefSeq names its product membrane-bound transcription factor site-1 protease (gene S1P). Gene Ontology annotation, biological process: proteolysis. Gene Ontology annotation, molecular function: serine-type endopeptidase activity. The transcript is spliced from 6 exons. The coding region runs from base 542 to 4570 and encodes 1342 amino acids. The record is from RefSeq and is a predicted model, not a curated record. Gene Ontology annotation, cellular component: Golgi apparatus. Lineage: Eukaryota; Metazoa; Arthropoda; Insecta; Diptera; Syrphidae.
CAAGAAGAAGUGGCAAAAAGUAGUAAAAUAUAUCAGUGCUCUAUUUAUAAACCACGAAUUUAAUAAAAAAAAUAUAAAUAAAUUGAUAAACAAAGUGAAUUUUUUUCUAAAAAAAAUAGUAAACAACUUAAUUUUAUAUAUUUUACAAAAGAUAAACAACAAUAAAACGCAUCAAUAAUGUUUAGAUAAACAAGAGAAAUCAAUUUCAAAAAAGCCACCGUCAAAAAGAUAAAGACCUCAAACAAGAAAGUGCGUCCAUGUUUUGAACAAAAAAAAAGUUUCCUUUUUUUCUUUCAAAAGAAUAUCAAAUUUAGAAAAAAGGACAAAAAAACAAUUAAAAUUCAAAGAAGAGAAAACAAUGUGCUAAUUUGUUUAAACGCAAUGAAUAAAUUCCGGGAAAAACAAUCUACUUUGUUAAUUAUUUAUACAUUCUUUGGAAUUUUACAUCGAUAAGACAAGACAACGCGAUUAACAAUAUUAGGAGUGUCGUUGUGUCUCAUCUGCACACACUGCUCCUUUUCCUGCCUAAGAAACGUCGACUAUGGUCUCUGUUUGUUCCAAAUCCCACCAGCAGCCUCCAAAGCACCACUGCAACCUCUUCCACAAGCUUUAUCAAAUUCAUUCACUUGCCGCUUUAUUUGUUUUGUUUAUUAUAUCGGCCGUUGUAAGUACGUCGAGUGAAAAUCAUCAUCUUCACAAUACAAUUGGUGCCUCGAAUUCAAGACAACAACAAAAUCAAUUUAAUCGACAACAGCAACAAAAUGCAGUAGAAGAUGUGAAUGAAGACGUUCCAUUCUCGUCGGCUGGUGGUGGGUCUGCCGGUCCGACAAAUUGUUGCAAUGAUACAACGAAUAAAGCCGCUCAUCGAUUUGAAGUUAAAUUCAGCACCAAAGUUGUACAAAAUGAAUAUAUUGUGGCGUUUAAUAAUUAUUAUAAAUCAACUGCUAGAGAAAACUAUUUGAAGGCAGCACUUAAUUAUUCAAAUCUUUAUAAAUGGAAAAUAAUUCCCCGAUUAAAUCCCGCCAGUGAUUAUCCCAGUGAUUUCGAUGUUAUUUUACUCGAAGAAGAUCCAAGUUUAUCUGGCUUAGAAGCCCUAAAAGCCCAUCCAGCUGUCAAAAGUGUUACACCCCAACGCAUGGUACAUCGUACCCUCAAAUACAUACCAAUAUCAGAAGCUGAACGUCGAUCAGAAUGGGAAAAAUCACAACAAAAAAAUAACGAAGUUGACGAUGAGGAAGACAUUCGUCUUUUGGAGGAAUUAAUUGAAAGUCUCCCCACGGGCGAUAUCAAAAGAAAACUCCAACAAGUAUUAGAAAUUCCAUCAGAAAAUGUAGCACAACAACAAAAUCAAACAGUUAAUCAAACCAAAGAUGCAAUAAAUAAUCAACAACGCCAUGCCAAUCGGCGUUUGUUGCGUGCUGUGCCACGACAAAUUACAUCAAUGCUUCGAGCUGAUAUACUCUGGGGCAUGGGCAUUACUGGAAAAGGUGUAAAAGUUGCCGUUUUCGAUACGGGUUUAUCGAAAAAUCAUCCACAUUUUAAGCGUAUCAAAGAACGAACCAAUUGGACGAAUGAAAAAUCGCUGGACGAUGGUGUAAGUCAUGGGACGUUCGUCGCUGGUGUGAUUGCCUCGGCAAAAGAAUGUUUGGGAUUUGCUCCUGAUGCUGAAUUGCAUAUUUAUCGAGUUUUUACAAAUAAUCAGGUGUCCUAUACAUCGUGGUUUUUGGAUGCCUUCAACUAUGCCAUUUUGAAAAAAAUCAACGUCCUCAAUUUGAGCAUUGGUGGACCGGAUUUCUUAGAUCAUCCAUUUGUUGAUAAAGUCCUUGAGUUAACAGCCAACAAAGUCAUUAUGAUAUCAGCCAUUGGCAAUGAUGGUCCACUCUAUGGUACCCUCAACAAUCCAGGUGAUCAAAGUGAUGUGAUUGGAGUUGGUGGUAUGAAUUUCGAAGAAAAUAUCGCCAAAUUCAGUUCACGAGGUAUGACAACUUGGGAACUACCUAACGGAUAUGGUCGUCUAAAACCUGAUAUUGUCACUUAUGGCAGCCAGGUUAAAGGUAGCAAUGUUCGUGGAGGUUGUCGUUCACUUUCAGGAACAUCUGUAGCCUCGCCGGUUGUUGCUGGAGCUGUAACACUUAUUGCCAGUGGAGUUUUGCACAAAAUGGAUGUUAUCAAUCCAUCAUCAAUGAAGCAGGCACUUCUUGAGGGCGCCACUCGCUUAUCUGAUAAUAAUAUGUUUGAGCAAGGUCAUGGCAAGUUGAAUAUUCUGAAGAGUAUGAAAAUUCUUUCAAUGUACACACCAAAGGUGACAUUAAGUCCACCAUAUUUGGAUUUUACCGAAGAUUAUAUGUGGCCUUAUAGUACCCAAUCGUUGUAUUAUACAAGUUCUCCUGUGAUUGCGAAUGUAACUAUUCUGAAUGGAAUGGGUGUGACGGGUCGAAUAAUACAUCGACCAACAUGGCAUCCUUAUACGAAGCAAAAUGGAAAUUUGAUAAAUGUUUCCAUAUCUGUUUCGGAAGUUCUGUGGCCAUGGUCUGGAUGGAUGGCUGUUCAUAUUGUUGUUAACGAAAAAGGUACAAAUUUCGAAGGACUAGCUUUAGGUCAUAUAACAUUAACGGUGCAAAGUUUAGCUGGUCCUGAGGAAUCUGAAGCUCGCAAUAGUACAGUCAGCUUUCCGGUUCGAGUGAAAAUCAUUCCAAAACCUCCUCGUCAUAAGAGAAUUCUAUGGGAUCAAUAUCAUAGUUUACGUUAUCCCCCAGGAUAUUUGCCAAGAGAUAAUUUAAAAAUAAAAUCUGAUCCACUUGAUUGGCGUGCCGAUCAUAUUCACACCAAUUUCAAAGACAUGUAUACACAUCUUCGAAAUGCUGGCUAUUACAUUGAGGUGCUAGGUGCCCCCUGUACCUGCUUCAAUGCCUCUGAUUAUGGAACACUGCUUAUUGUUGAUCCUGAAGAGGAAUUCUUUGAUGAAGAAAUAGCCAAGCUAAAGGAUGACAUUUACAUGCAUGAAUUGAGUGUGGUUGUGUUCGGAGAUUGGUACAAUACCACUGUGAUGAAGAAAAUUAAAUUUUUCGAUGAAAACACUCGUCAAUGGUGGAUUCCUGAUACGGGAGGAGCAAAUGUACCAGCAUUGAAUGAAUUGUUAAGCGAAUUUGGUAUUGCAUUGGGUGAUUUUGUUGCAGAAGGUUAUUAUACGAUGGGAGAUCAUAGUAUGUAUUAUGCUAGUGGAUCGACUAUUGUUCGUUUUCCAAAAACAAAUGGUAGUAUUUUAAUUGAAGCUGAUCUACAUGAUCAAGGUUUAGAGAUUCUAAAAACACAAGAUGCAACUCUGAAGGCACGAAAAACCGUUCCUAUCCUAGGAUUGCUUCAGCUUAAUCACGAUCUUCACAAACUCUAUGCUCCAAGUAAUGAUUUUCUUCAAACCAGCUUCGAGGAGAAUGCCAUUGAUCAGCCCGAAAUCGAAUUGGAAGCACAACAAAUCGAUAAAAAUCCAAUUCUCAAUAAAAGAACUCUCCUCGAAGACACCAAUAGCAAUAACAAGGAGAAUAAAACAAAUGAGCAUCGUAUGCUAAAAUUUGACAAUAAUGAGAUUAUAAAAAAACUAGAAAAAUUUGAUGACCUUACAAACGAUGUUGACAUGGCUCACAAUUUAGAUACAGGUUUGGCAGAAGAUGAAAGCAACGAAAAUGACCAAAUUUUACCUCAAGAUGAAGUACCGGAAGCCAAGGUAUCGUCUAUAAAUAAUGAACCAAACAUUAAACGAGCUGAAGGACGUAUAGCUAUUUUUGGUGAUUCCAAUUGUCUAGACUCGACACAUUUGGAAAAACCAUGCUAUUGGCUAUUAGAUGCUCUCCUUGAAUUCACUAUGAAUUCUCAUGUAUCGAAUUUACUUCGUGAUUUGAAUAAAAUCAAUCAAAUAACAAUGCCAGAGAAGAGAAAACCAUUGCCAUCGCGUUUAGCUGGGAGUAAUCUUCAUCAGUAUUCAAAAGUUUUAGAUCCCAACAGUCCAUCAAAAAAACGUGAAAUACCAAAAUGUGUACAAAUGGAUUGGGAACAGCCAAUAUUUCUCAAUUUAACAGCACAGCAUGAUCUAAAACAGCAGAAUGAGCGUAUAAUGGGGGCAGUUGUAAAUCACCAGGAGGAUGGUGAGAUAAGUGCAAAUUUUCUGCGAAAACUUGAAAGCCAAAAAGCCAUUCUAACACCUGAGGAUUUAGAUCUUGGAUCAGCUGGAGCUGGUACAGGUUGGCGUGGUAAAAAAUCUGAUAAUGCGAUGUAUGUAGAUGAUGCCAAUAGCAACAACAACAACAACUACAAUGAUCCACACAUGAUGCAUUUGCGACAAGGUGGAGGUGGACAAAAUAGUGCCGGCGUAGUAGGAAUCAUCAGUAGUAGCAAUAAAAACUCAGAUGAAGAGACUCUCAGUUAUUCAUUGUUAGCUUUAGUUAUAUUAACAUUUUUAGUUUUUAUAUUAUUUAUAAAUUGGUUCAAACGACGAAGAUUAAGUAGCGGUGCUAGUGGUAGUAAUCGUCCAAAUCGCAGUCGACGCUUUUCUUUUUUGGGCAAUCUUGGUCUGUAGCAAUAAAAAAAAUUAAUAAUUUUACAUUUUAAUUGAGAAUGUGUGGAAUCUAAAUUAUAUAAAAAAUUCAUUUGCAUUUUUUUAUAAUAAAAACAUAACAACUUAAUGUGAUUCAUAAUUAAUUGAUUGCUUUUUUUUUUUUUAAUGAGAUUAAAUUCCAUUUCUAUAUUUUAUGUUGCUUCAUGGAAAAAAUGAAUAUAUAUUUUUAUAUUAAUUUUUUUUUGUUUUUUAUUUUUUUUUUACAUAAAAAAUAGAUAAAUCCACACCUUCUUAGAAGUGUGUUUCUGUUAUAAUAGUUUUAUUUAAUUUUUAAUUUUUUUAUUUUUUAAAUAUCUACACAGGAAUUGUUUAGUUAAUUUCUUUAAAAUACAUAUUUUUUUAUAAAAAUUCUACUUUUACGCUGUAUUUAAAACAAAACAAAAACAAAAAAAAAAUGUGUUUGAGAUAAAGUGUCGUUCAAACAACAAAAUAAAAGAAACUAUUGGAA